AGGCGCACACGGGCGAGAGGUUAUUCUGGACAAGACCAACAGGAUCAGCAGCUGGAGCAUCCGAGACCCUGUAGGGGAGACAUCAUCGGGCUCCUUCAGUCCGUGAAGCGAGGAAACUCUGAUGGUGAGGUGAGGUCACAAAUCCAUGAUAUGACUGCCAAAAUUGGCACACAUGAUGGGCCCUUCCACUGUGAUGAGGCCCUAGCCUGCUACAUGCUUAGAUGCCUUCCGCAAUAUAAGAAUGCAAGAAUUGUAAGAUCGAGAAAUGAGAGCUUGCUUUCCACAUGCGAUAUUGUCGUGGACGUGGGUGGGAUUUACGACCAUGCCAAACGACGAUAUGAUCACCAUCAAAGGGAAUUCUCAGCCACCAUGAUCACAGGGGAGAAGACAUGGAAGACGACGCUGAGCAGCGCUGGGCUGAUUUUCUAUCACUAUGGGAAAGAAAUCAUCAGCAUCGUUCUGGAGUGUCUGGUGGAGGAUUUCAAGGUGGAAAAAGUGUUAGAAAAGGUCUAUGGAAACUUAAUUGAAGAGAUUGAUGCUACCGACAAUGGUAUCCCAAUCUGUCAUCGGGGCCUUAUGAAGUACAAGAUCUGCACAAGUCUUUCAACCCAAAUAAGGAACUUGAAACCACAAUGGACAGAUACGGACAAAAGUACUGAUGAUGUAUUUCCCGAGGCUAUGAAGACGGCAGGUGAUAUAUUCAUUGACCGCGUCCGAUACUAUGGGAACGUCUGGUGGCCUGCCCGAGAGAUGCUCAUUGAGGAUUUGAACAGAAUAUACAAUAAGCUUUCGCAGGUGGAUAAGAGCGGAAAUAUCCUUCAGUUAUCCAAAUACUACCCUUGGAGGGAACAUUUGCUUGACUUGGCAGGUGAAAAUUUGCAAUGGAGAAAUCAAAUAAAUCGCUUGGCUUUCGUGAUAUAUCAGACUCCCAGCAAGUGGAUUAUCAAAGCAAUUCCCAGGUCAUCCGGUCGAAAGGUGCUCUUGCCUGAAGAAUGGGGAGGACUGGAAAAGGCGGAGCUGGUGGAAAAGUCUGGUCUGCAGGGUAUCAUUUUCGUACAUGGGAAUAGAUUCAUCGGAGGACAUGAGUCUCGCGACGGAGUCAUCAGCAUGGCAAAGAUGAGUCUGGCUGCUUUUCAGCAGGGGCGGAAGAGACACGCGAGUUCUCCAGCUGACAAUGCUGAUGGAGGUGCAACUGCUUCCAGGAGAGGAUGCUGGUCCAUGAGAGGAGCGAUUAAAAAGAGAGAAGGAAGACGUUUGGGGAGAUAUAUACCAAAUACGAAGAGGAGAGGCGGACCAAACCAUUUGGACUUCCAACGAGAACGACUCCAUUUCUAAUGUGAAGAAGAAUGCGACAGGGUCAACCGAGUUUCGAAUCCCGUCAUUGAAGGACUUAGGUUCAAAAGAGGCAAUUUGGA
Darwinula stevensoni is the source of this 1415-nucleotide messenger RNA. Lineage: Eukaryota; Metazoa; Arthropoda; Ostracoda; Podocopida; Darwinulidae. The record is from the annotation of a GenBank genome assembly.